This is a messenger RNA of Megalopta genalis, 1754 nucleotides long. NCBI's taxonomy places the organism in Eukaryota, Metazoa, Arthropoda, Insecta, Hymenoptera, Halictidae. The record is from RefSeq and is a predicted model, not a curated record.
UUUGAAAUCGAAAGAAGUGCGCGUAAUCAUAAACAGUCUUGUCUUCGACAGAGCGAGUUUGAAAUCGAAAGAAGUGCGCGUAAUCAUAAACAGUCUUAUCAUCGACGGAGAGAGUUUGAAAUCGAAAGAAGUGCGCGUAAUCAUAAACAGUCUUGUCUUUGACGGAACGAAUUUGAAAUCGAAAGAAGUUCGCGUAGUUCUGUGAGAUGGGUAACAGGAAGAACCGGAGGAAUUCGUCGAAAAAGUCGCCGAGAAAGAACACGGUGGAAUUUUAUAAACAAAGGGCAGCAGUUAUACCUGAGUGCCGGGAUAAGAGUGAGGCCCUCGUAGAAUACGGCGAGCAGGACGAACCGAUCUGGAAACCACCCGCCGAAGUACACCUCUGGUACUCAUUGUACACUCGGCACGCAAGAUUUCUGCUGUGCGAAACGCAGUGCCAGAAGGGUAUCAGUUUUAACGAGGCACUGGAAAACUCUGCAUCCGGUAUGGCGGACCAAUACUUCAGUGACUGCCUGCACCAAAAUCGGUACAAGCCGCUUACGACAUUGGCUCAUAUGAAAAAACAUGGGCCUCCGCAGACGCUGACGGCGAAAUGGUCCACAAAUGACAGGAAGCUGUUCGCCGCAGGUUAUGUAGUACACGGCAAGGAUUUUGCCUCUUUAAGAAAGCAAUAUUUGCCGGAAAAGACCAGGGGAGAAAUCGUCGUAUAUUACUAUAAAUGGAAGCGGACUGCGGAGGGGAAAGAGCUCAACCGUCAGCGUGUUCUCACGGAGAACCAGAAACCGAAACGCAACAACAGAGUUAAGGCCGCAACUCCCGAGAGGACGGUUGAGCCAAUCCCUGAGUUUCCAGCGUCGACAAGACGUUUUACGCGUAGCGCCGCCGCUGAACAGAGAGCGGCCAUUGCGGCGGCGCAGGACGCUGUCGACGGUGGCGCUUCCACUUCCGCAAAGGAAGUGUGAUACACGACCGUCCUUACACCAUUUGAACCGCCGCAAACGCAUUCCGGAGGCCAUACUUUUCGGAACCUGUUCUAGAACGAGAUUAAUCAUUCGUUUCGAUUAGGAAUGAAUGACUAUCUGCAUGGCGUUGCUGAGUAGACCGUUGAAGACUGAUAUUGAAUAGAUCCCGGUGAAAUAAUUUUAAUCACCAAGCGUUAUCGGCGUCAUUAAUUUCGAUACUUGCUCGCUGACUGCUUAUUGACAAGCUUCGUGUACUAUAUUAUAUAUAUUGUAUAUAUUUUUAAUGUACAGUGACGGUAGGCGAUAUUUUAUUUAAUUAAGGCCACUGUAUAUUGUUAUUAUGUUUUUUCUUUUAUUCGUGUGGGACGUUGUUCUCAUUCAACUGUGUGAAACCUGACGUAAAAUAUAUUAAAUUUUGUAAUACUAUAAGGCAGUUUUCCGACAUGUUAGAAUUUUUGGCGUGCAAUAUACUUCUUGUUGUUUGUUUCAUUAUUGUUAAUAAGUUAUUCGUAAUGGUAAUAAUUAUAUGUACUUCAAAGUAUUUCAUCGAUCUCGAUUACCAUGCGUUUUCCGUUCGAUAUUAGUUUAUAGAAUAGAGAAAUAGAAAAGUUGUAAUGUACAAUAAUACAAAUACCUGAUUUGGGCACGGUAGAUAGUUGUUUCUUCAAAUGAGAAGAAUUCUAGUUGUAUGAAUGAACGUGUCGAAUGAAUGUAUCGAAUGAAGAUAAGAUGUACAUAAUUCUAUUUUUUCAUACCUGUCGCAAUAUAUGACAAAUUUAAUAAAGGAUAAUC